Prosopis cineraria is the source of this 1666-nucleotide messenger RNA. RefSeq names its product cytochrome P450 703A2. NCBI's taxonomy places the organism in Eukaryota, Viridiplantae, Streptophyta, Magnoliopsida, Fabales, Fabaceae. The record is from RefSeq and is a predicted model, not a curated record. The transcript is spliced from 2 exons. The coding region runs from base 60 to 1604 and encodes 514 amino acids. Gene Ontology annotation, molecular function: monooxygenase activity; heme binding; iron ion binding.
GAGAAACACAAACAUGAAUUUGACUCUGCUUGUUUGAGUUCCAAGAACUGGUGCCGGUAAUGGAUUUGGCAGCAUUUCUCUCAGCUUUCCUCUGUGCGGCUCUUGUCACUAAAAUCAUCCAGCAUUGGCUCGCGGACAGGCCAUUGGGCAAAUCCAAGGAUCAGCUUCCGCCAGGCCCACCAAAGUGGCCCAUAGUGGGCAACCUCCUCCAAUUGGGCCAAUACCCACACAGAGAUUUCGCCUCUUUGUGUGACAAAUAUGGGCCCCUGGUUUACCUCAAAUUGGGCCAAAUCCACGCCAUCACCACCAAUGACCCAAGCAUCAUCCGUGAAAUCCUUGUCGGCCAGGACGACGUCUUCGCGUCUCGCCCCCACACCCUUGCCGCCGUUCAUCUAGCGUACGGGCGAGGAGAUGUAGCCCUAGCUCCUCUGGGGCCCCACUGGAAGAGGAUGAGGAGAAUUUGCAUGGAGCACCUGCUGACGAGGAAGCGACUGGAGUCGUUUGCAAGACAUCGAGAAGAGGAGGCCCAGCACCUGGUGGGGGAUGUUUGGGCCCAGGCCCAGUCAGGGAAGGCCGUGAACCUGAGGGAAGUUUUGGGAGGCUUCUCAAUGAACAACGUGACGAGGAUGUUGGUGGGGAAACGAUACUUUGGGUCGGAAGCAGCAGGGCCAAAAGAGGCAAAGGAAUUCAUGCACAUAACCCAUGAGCUGUUCUGGCUGUUGGGAGUGAUAUACUUGGGUGAUUAUCUUCCAAUGUGGAGGUGGAUAGACCCUUAUGGGUGCGAGAAGAAGAUGAGGGAAGUGGAGAAAAGGGUGGACGACUUUCACUCCAGGAUCAUCCAAGAGCACAGGGAGGCCACCAGAAGAGGGCAACGAGAUGAUGCUGAUGAUGAAAUGGACUUUGUGGAUGUUUUGCUGUCCUUGCCUGGUGAACAUGGAAAGGAGCACAUGGAUGAUGUCCAAAUCAAAGCUUUGAUCCAGGAUAUGAUAGCUGCAGCCACGGAUACUUCAGCCGUCACUAACGAAUGGGCAAUGGCAGAAGUGAUUAAGCAUCCACGUGUCCUUCACAAAAUUCAGCAAGAGCUUGAUUGUAUUGUGGGUCCCGAUAGAAUGGUCACCGAAUCUGACUUGGCCCACCUUAACUACCUGCGCUGCGUCGUCCGUGAAACCUUCCGCAUGCAUCCAGCCGGGCCUUUUCUAAUCCCACACGAAUCCCUGCGCGCCGCCACCAUCAACGGCUACCACAUCCCUGAAGGGACACGUGUCUUCAUCAACACCCACGGAUUAGGCCGUAACACCCAGAUUUGGGACGACGUGGAGGAGUUUAGGCCCGAGAGGCAUUGGCCGGCUGACGGGAGCCGAGUCGAGAUAAGCCAUGGAGCCGACUUCAAGAUCUUGCCGUUCAGUGCUGGGAAGAGGAAGUGUCCUGGGGCGCCUCUUGGAGUGACUUUGGUUUUGAUGGCUUUGGCUCGGCUCUUUCACUGCUUUGAUUGGACCCCACUGGACCGUGUCGAUACCACAGAGGUUUAUGGAAUGACUAUGCCCAAGGCCGAGCCCCUGACCGCCAUCGCUAGGCCACGUUUGCCAAAACAUUUGUAUAAUUGAUGACAAUAAUUAACUUUUUCUAUAUUUACAAUAAAAAAUAAUAAUUCUUGCCCCCCUAAAAA